AUGGAAACGUGGUCAGUUGACCAGGUCUGCAGGUGGUUGGUGGAGAAAAACUUAGGAGAGCUAGUUCCCAGGUUUCAAGAGGAAGAAGUCAGUGGAGCUGCUCUCUUGGCGCUUAACGAUCGUAUGGUACGGCAGCUGGUAAAGAAAAUUGGGCACCAGGCUGUUCUGAUGGACUUCAUUAAAAAAUAUAAGCAGAGCAAUCAAGGACUGAAGUCCACUGAGGACCCCAAGGAGACACCUCUGCUCACCCAGACACAAGCAACCCCUGAGAACGAACAAUCCCUUGGUUCCAUCAGCUAUCAGGAAAAGAUGCCAUCUUUCCAUCCAGUUGAAAACCUUGAAACUGGACAAAUUGACCAAAGAGUAUUGAAACAGAGAAGAAAUGUGAAACAUAUUCUAGCAAGGACUAAAGCAUUACAAUGGACCAAGUCCUAUGUUAUACCAGAGUUUCCCUAUGAUGUCAAGUGCAUGCUGGCAGAGCAGAAGAGCCCUGAUCACAGCAUGAGGAUAAGAAUCAUUGAGUUUCUCCAGGCUGACAUGACUAAGUACCUGGAAGGCUCACUGUACCCCAGCACCCAGCAGUACAACGAUGUGGUCAAUGCUCUGCUGCAGGCCCACCCUUUCCUGGAUGAGGACGGCUGUGGCUUUUUACUAUGGAAACGAGCCCUCAAAGAUCGCUUUAAAUAUGUUCGAAGACCCAUAGAAGACGACGAACAAGUAAUGAGAAAUAAAUGCAAAUUUGGACACCGAAGAGGCCAGACAAGGAAAUCUCUUGCUGAUAUAAGAUCUGAUGAAAUUAAAAUUGUCCAGAUAAAAGAGGAAUCUGUUUGCUUGGAUUCCAAGGUGGAUGAGCAUAUUAACUGGCUCCAGCAAGAGUUUGUGAAAACAGAGAAGGACUGGAGAGAAAUCGACAGGAGGAUGAGCCAGACUUUGGAAAUAAGAAGAAAGAUGAUUGGUUGCCGAAUGCCUCUGAAGGAGAUUCUCAAGAUGUUUCCUUUCCUGAAGUGCCCCUACCAGAUGUUCAGAGAAGUCCAACUUCUUACAAGAACAGAUAUUUAUAAGAAAACAAGACAUAUUUUGGAAUCUUACUCAGAAAAUAUACUGGCUGCUUUUGCAGUGGUGGACAAUCCAAUCAACAUUGCACUGCAAGAAAAAAUGAAGCAGAAUACAGAUGAAGACAUGUUGAAAUAUAUGAAGAUGACAGCCAUGUGUUUACUCCUCCCAGAUGUUUUUGGGGAUGAUCCUAGCCUUUUUGUUAUUGUGAAUGAGAGGGUGCAUGUGUCCACGCCCGUGUUAGAAGUUAAAAACCCUUUCAACAUCGACAUCUGUGAGUUUUCUCUAUACCUGGACAAGGAGAAGCUCGCUAAGGUGGAUGACUGUGUCACAGCCCUGGCUGCCCUUGUGGCCACCUUUCAUGUAUUUGGGAUUGAGUGUCCAAGAAGACUGUCCCAAACCCUCAACUUCCUAGAGACAUUGAUCUUUGAUGUGCAGAAUCUCUAUUUUCCUUUUCUGAAAGAAAAGGAAAUACGAUUUCAAUCUCCAAGUCAGCUGAAGCUUUAUAAACAACUGAAAAUUGAUUUAGGGUUGCAGUAG
This is a messenger RNA of Nannospalax galili (Upper Galilee mountains blind mole rat), 1593 nucleotides long. It is a transcript of the gene Samd3, whose product is annotated as sterile alpha motif domain containing 3. The record is from RefSeq and is a predicted model, not a curated record. Lineage: Eukaryota; Metazoa; Chordata; Mammalia; Rodentia; Spalacidae. Gene Ontology annotation, molecular function: protein binding. Bases 1 to 1593 code for a protein of 530 amino acids. The transcript has 10 exons.